UAAUGGUUUACUUCAAUGGUUCAUAGAAAACAUGGAGUUGUCAAAAGAAGAUAUAACAUUUAUUACCGAUGAGACACUGGAGUUUGGUCUGUUUUCUCCUUUAGAUGGACAAGAAGAGGGGGACUCCAUCAUUUGCCCCAUGGAACCCAGGGAAAGAUGUGUAGCCCAAACAAUUGACAUGAACGUCUUGCUGGGGGAGAGCGUGGGCGGGGUCAGAGAGCAGACCUCCGAAUGGAGCCCACUCAGUCCUGAGAAGCUGGAGGAGGUCAUGAAGGAAGCCAACCUGCUAGCUGAACAGCUGGAGAGAUGCCGGCUGCUGGAGAAGGAGACGAGGCUGGAGACGCUUCCAGAACUUGAGCCGUUACCAUCAACCGUCUUGCAUAUGGUCAGGCCAAGCCCCAGGAACCCGAGACGAAAGACGUUCAAUGUCAAUAACAGCCCUCUGAAAGCACUGCUGCCAACAGUGGGGCCUGAAACCUGCUUGCCUCGAGUUUCCCCCAAACCUCCCUUUCCCAAGGGCAGAAGUCCUGCUUCCUCAGUUGCAGACUUGCUUAGUUCCAAGAGGCUCCAAAAUAAAUCUAACAUCUGCAACACCAACAGUCGGCUGUCUCAGAAAUCCGGACCCAGUCAGUCAUUGAAGGCCCGGGCGACAGUGACAUCCAGCUGUAAGGCAACUAGUAGGAGCAGCAGGAAGGAUAAACCACCUCCGCUCACCCUUCCCAAUGCCGGGCAAGAUCAGAAACCCGUGCAGCACUUGAAGCCUCUCCCUCGAAACAACAGGAGGGGACCUUUGAGGAAGGCAGAGGAAGCUUCCAGCAAGGCCUCUUCUGCUGAAGACCCCCAGUCAAGCCUUCGGGAUUCAUCCAGGAGACGUGUGAUAUCAGUCGCACACAUGAGAGGAAAGGGUCCAUUGCAGAACAGGCUGGGGCCACUGCAGACCAGCCCUGCAAAGAAGUUCCCUGCUGCUGCAGAAAAGGUGGUGGCUCUCCAGAAGGCAAGUGCAAGCCAGGCUAAAACUAUGGGAGCUGAUGACCCUCCAUCACAACCCAGCUCCAAGCCUCGUAACGGCUCUUUCCAGGUUCGAACCCGGCACACUGCCACGUCUGCGCUUGCAAGCCAACUCCCAGUUCCAAAAGCAAGCAGUCGUGUUGCCACUUUGGGCAGGCCCACGGUUCCAGGAAGGCCCAGCCAGCUCAAGCCGUUGAGUUUGGGAGCAUCUGGUGGGAAUGUAACAGCUAUGCCAAUCCCUGCUGCGAAGAAAGUUUCUACAAUUCAGCAAUCAGCCCCUUCGAGCGUUUCCCAAAACAGCAGGCUGCGGUUGCCGAAGAAGCUAACUUCUGACAAUUCAAGGUAACAACACCAGGCAUCACUAAAAUCCUUGGGGAUGGGCCAGGAACGUAUGAUAAUCUGAGACUCUUUCCUUGUGAAGCUAAAACUGGACAGUCUGAUUUGGCCUUUGCUACCACUGUUGGAAACCUGUUACCACUUCAUACAGGGCACCUUUAAAGACUGCUUACCUGCAGGGCUUCUGCUGUGGAUCUCUUCCAUCCCAGGUCAAUGUUUUUUUCUAGCCUGGGGGUGAAGUCUGGGGGUAGUUGUAUAUGUAGCCACUGCCUCUUCUUGCCCUACUACUACAUUCCUGGGUGCCAUUGAUUUGUAGAGCAAAUGUGCAUGGCUGGAAGAAUGCCCAAGCUUCUGUGGACUGUGAAACUUGGCCAAGAUUUUGCUGUUCGGGAGGACCUCGACGCCUGCUACACCAGGGCAUACCUAUAUGAGUUUGGAUGUUUUGUCCAGUUCUCUUCCAGCUGAAGGCCUUGCAAGGUCAAACAGCUUUCUUGGGGAUCAGUGCAAUAUUUAGUCACUGAUGCAACAUACUACUACAACACAGAGCCAUAUGGAAGUAUUACAUUAUUACUGGACAAUAUAUAUGUUGGUGGUUUUGAUUGCUAUUUGAGAAGAAAACACUAAUGUACAAUGGCAAUGAAUUUCACUUAUGUAAUAGGAUAGUUGUUUCUUUUGAAUAAGCUUAUGGCGUAUUAGCAAUAAGGUAGCUCUUAGUUUUCAUUAUUAUGUGAAAGGAUAUAGGUAGGUUUUACUUUAAACUGUUUACGAUUACAUAUUUGUACCCUACUUUCCCUUUAUCAUUCUCUCUGAAAAGUAUCCCUCAGUUUAAGGCCUACUGGAUUUUUUGUGUUGUCAAGAUUACAACGUGUCAAUUACAUUUCAGCUCUUUGAGUGCACUCAAAGGCAGAAUCUGAAAGGUGAGAGUAAAGAAGGUCGCUACUUUUUGUUUCUGGCAGUGCUCCUGUACUCCUAAGAGUUGUACAGCAGUCAGAAAUUUAAGCAGAAACUUGUUAAAUUUCUGCAUAUUGUAUAGCUGAUAAAACCACAGGAGACUUAAAAAAAAAAAGGGUAACACCUUUGGGUUGCAUCCAGACUUUGUCAUACUUGGAAUAGACUUAAUGAAAUCAAUGAAACUCCAGUUAGUCAUGACUAAAUUAAGUCCCAUUAAUUUCAAUAGGUCUAAAUAUGAUAUCUUUGUUGUACUUCCUAAUAAACCUAGUUAUUCUUA
Elgaria multicarinata webbii is the source of this 2572-nucleotide messenger RNA. It is a transcript of the gene PSRC1, whose product is annotated as proline and serine rich coiled-coil 1. The coding region runs from base 32 to 1354 and encodes 440 amino acids. Gene Ontology annotation, cellular component: spindle microtubule; spindle pole; microtubule cytoskeleton. The record is from RefSeq and is a predicted model, not a curated record. Gene Ontology annotation, molecular function: microtubule binding. NCBI's taxonomy places the organism in Eukaryota, Metazoa, Chordata, Lepidosauria, Squamata, Anguidae. The transcript has 8 exons. Gene Ontology annotation, biological process: mitotic metaphase chromosome alignment.